Molecule: messenger RNA, 1329 nt
Organism: Sclerotinia trifoliorum
Lineage: Eukaryota; Fungi; Ascomycota; Leotiomycetes; Helotiales; Sclerotiniaceae
Source: the annotation of a GenBank genome assembly
CAUUCGCGCGAAAACAGCUGACCAUUAAAAGAGCAAUUCUCAAUCUUCAGCCUUGUACGAUAUCAUACGAUUUACAAUUUCACGAUUAACACAGCAUAUCACUUCAAUCGACUCUUCAAAUCAUUCAAUUAAUCAAUAAUCAAUCCAUAAAUCAUGGAUCCCUCUAUAAACCCCCCUCCAACCGACGAAGAACUUCUCCUCAAAGUCCAAAUGAAAGCCUGGCGCAAACAACAGCACGAAGCCCUCAAACUCGAAUCCCGCAUGUCUAUUCCCUACGGCGCGCGUCUUCCCCUCUGCACAUCGAUUUCUUUCGUCUGCGGCAUGGCACUUGGCAUAUCCCACGGGUCAAAAACGGCCGCUUUACGAUUUCGAGCCGAAAAUGCUCAUCGAUUACCUACUUCUCCUACGGGUUGGUAUUUAUACCAUAAGAGCAAGAAUUAUCAUACUGGGCUUGGGGGAGUGAAGGAGGGGUUGAAGAUGGGGACCAGGAUUGCUUUUUGGACGGCGGGUUUGUUGGCUAUUGAAGAUAUGUGUGAUAGGUGGAGAGGGAGGAAGGAUGUGCUUAAUACUGUGGUUGCGAGUUUAAGUGUUGCGGGGGGAUUUAGUUUAUGGAGUGAGUUUCUUUUUAUUUGUACAUUCUUUCGGGGUUUGUGCUGUGGUUGUGUGUGGAGAUGUGAUGGUGGUGAAUGUAGACAAAUGCUUCUUCUGUUGCGUUGCUCAUUCCCCGCGCAUGAGAUGAGGAUUGGUAGAUAUGCGCGCAGAUGGCAGAUCAAUACGACAAGAUGAAGUAUCGAAUGAAUAUCAAUACUAAUUCGACUCUUUUUUCUAGAUCGUUUCCCUAUAACCACGGCAGCCAGAACAGCGAAAACAGGAUUAGUAUUCGGUAUAGGAUAUGGAUUGGUACAAGAUGCGGUUGGUUAUGCAAGAGGAAGAAGAUUAGGAUAUGUGGAUUUCUUAAUGGGAGCUGGACGAAGAGGGGAAGAAGAAUCGAGGCAUGAAAGGACGACAAUAUGAAGAAUAAUAAGAAGAAAUCAAUUAAAUGAAAAAUCAUAUGGUAAUUAUAUCCAUUUAAUCAUUCAGAUGACAAGACUGACUCAUUCUUCUCUCCAUUUUGCUAUCCCUUCAUUCAUCAUCUCAUCAUUUGAUUUUGAUCUCUAAUAUAUAUAUCUAACAGCAAACAGCUUCCGGACUUUAUUGAUAGCUUUCCAACAUCGGCAUUGAUAAGUUUUUCUUGUGUGCACUGUGCAUCCAAAGUACCGGCACCAUCAUCGCUUUUCUUCGGUUCAAGAAUUCCAUAAAACAUAACAAGCAUUUAUGGAUUGUUAAAAG